Schistosoma spindalis is the source of this 2955-nucleotide messenger RNA. Lineage: Eukaryota; Metazoa; Platyhelminthes; Trematoda; Strigeidida; Schistosomatidae. The record is from the annotation of a GenBank genome assembly.
CUAUAUUUGAAUUGCUUCUGAUGUGGGCCUAGAACUUGAUGUUAGAUUUCGUUUCAAAGCGUUCGGUUGUCUUAAUCAUGUCAUCUGAACCGAACGAAUUUACUUAUGACAAACUGCUUGCUUUUGCAUCAAGGUAUAACCGGCGACUACAACAGGAUAAACUUAGUCGUUUACCGUUUCUGGACAGCGCUACCGGAAUAGCUCAAAGACCGUGUUUACUUUAUCGUAACCAAAGAGAAAGAGAGGGAGGCUACCUGACUCAGGUUUAUCGAUACCGUUCCCACAGGUGGAAGAAAAGCAAACGAACUGGUCAGCUCCCUUCUUUUCUGUAUCACGGUGAUACUUUGAACGGGGUUGCUAAAAUUGAUCGUCAAAAUAUCUCAGGAUUAGAUUCGUGUUCCAAGGAUGUAGACGAAGAUAGUCGUAGUACUUGGGCUGCCUGUCCAGAAUAUGAUAUGGAUUCUGAUGCAAGUGAUUUUGCAGAUGAGAACUUCGGAGUUCGUAGACGCCGAAAGAAAGGUCGGACUCCUCGCAUAAGCAGAUCUAACCACUCUGGACCUGGUCGGCGACGUUCUAAUUAUACCUCAUUCGAUGAUGACUCGAAUGACCGUCAAACAUCUUUGCCAGUAUUUCUGUGUGAGUUUUGUGGCGUACGAUACAGAUCGCGAGCCGGACUAAAUUACCAUAUUAAUUCACAGCAUUCAGAGACUCCAAGAAUGAGUUGUGCACGACCAGCCUUUAUGUCUCCUUAUCGAGGAACAGAUGGACAUCAUCACAACCCUCAUCCUCAUUCUCAACAACAACAGUCUCACAGUCAAACUAAUCAUUUGCUCAAUGGAUCAGUAAUUAAUUCAGGUACUACCAGUAAUCACACUUCUACUUCUCAUUCCACUUCUGUGACUAACAAGAAUAGUAGUAACAAUAAUCUUUGUUCCUCUGUAAAUGGUUCAUUUGGCCCUUCACGAGUUCGCCCUUCAGUUAUUGAACAAGGUGGUGGUAGUCUAAUUAUUGAAGCACAAGAAUGGCGGGAUAUGAAUAAUACAGACUCAUCAGAACAUACUUGUGACUUUUGCCUAGGUGAUGAAAGUUUGAAUAAGAAGACUGGGCGGUCAGAAGAUAUGUUGAGAUGUUCAGAUUGUGGACGUUUUGCUCACUUUUCUUGUUUACAGUUUACACAGAAUAUGAUUACUUCUGUACAUACUUACCGGUGGCAGUGUAUUGAAUGUAAAACGUGUUGGCUUUGUGGUACUUCCGAAAAUGAUGAACAAAUGCUUUUUUGUGAUGAUUGUGAUCGAGGUUAUCACAUGUAUUGUUUAAAUCCACCGUUAUCCGAACCGCCAGAAGGUAGUUGGAGUUGUAAACUAUGCGUAGAUCGUUUUCAAACGUCGGCGGCUUCUUUUUCUACCUCUUUUGUUAACGUCAGUUUAACAAAAAAGUCUGACUCUUGUAUUGAUGAAUUGAAUAAUAAUAAUAAUAAUAAUAAUAAUAAUAAUAAUAAUAAUAAUAAAGACAAUACAAGCAUUUGUGAAUCGAAUUUGAGUGUGCCUUGUUCAACUAUUGUUUCAUCGGUUGUCAGUCAUAUUGUUCCUGUUUUCCAAUCAUCUUCGUUAACAUCACCAUCAUCAUUAUCAUCCUCUUCUGGGCUUUUUCAAUCCUCUACGCAUCUUCAAAAGAUAUUGGUCAAUCAUGUAUAUCCGACUGUUUCUUAAUGUAACUAUGUGUAUAUCCAUAAUUUUCAAGGAUUAUUAUUAUUAUUAAUGUUAUGAAUAUUCACUCAGUAAUGUUAAAUGAUUUAAAAAUAUCUUCUAGGAUCUUAAAAAUUCAUUAUCUAAUUUUUUGUUCAGCCUUAUGUGUUAAUGAUUGAACAAAUUAACCUCUAUGUUUUUUAAUGUGUAUUUUCCCCUUAAAUGUAUUAUUUUUUUCAAAUAUUAUCUCUAGGGUUGAUUAAUUUGAGUGCUUAUAGAUAAGUGGAUUUAGUGGAUUAAGGAUGAAAGUGAGCAAGUGAGAGAGAGUAAAAAUGUACUUACUUAUUCAUUUACUUUAUGUAUAUUAUGUACCUGUUUAAAUCAAUGUAUUAUUUCUUUGUUAAUAUACCCUCAUAUGUCAAUUUUUUGUCAAAACAGACGUACUGUGUAAAAUGGAAUUUAAAAACUACAAACAGACCUAGCUAUAGUAACCAUUAUUUUUGUUUAGCAAUAUAUAUGCAUAAAUUUGACCACUUGUUUUUCUUAAUAUGCUGUUAUGUCUUGUCAGUAUUUGAUAGUUACAAAUAUACAUAUAUAGUUACUGACAUAUAUAUAUAUAUAUAUAUAUAUAUAUAUAUAUAUAUAUAUCUUCCGUUUUAUUAUUAUCAUUAUAACUGUCCCGUCACGUUAGUGUCGGCGGGGGCAGGAGGUGAUUUGAAUUUCGUAUUAUGUUUGCUCUAAUGUUUAGUUUUAUUUUUGUAUUAAUUUCCUCAUAUAUAUAUAUGAUGUAUCAGCCAGUUUAUUAACAACUACCCACCUCCAUUUUUUGUACUGGAAAAUGAUCCUCAGCUCUCCAUGUUCGUUUUUCUUCCUUUUUGUUUUGCUGCGCUAAUGUAUACAAGCAUGUUUUUUUUCAAUCAGGCUUUUACUUGACUAUUAUUAUCAUUAUUCUUACUAUUAUGUUUUUCGUUACAUGUGUAUAUGUACUGGAGUUUUUCAUUCAAUUUAUCUAUCAGUGUCUCUAGACAUACAGAAUGAUCAAGUAGUUCACUCUUUAUUAUUAUAACAAUAUUUGUCAAAGCAUUUUUUUUCCAUUGAAUGAUUGAUAGUAAUUUUGCUACAAUCUAUUCAAAAUUAUUGUUUUUAUCAAUUUAUUGUAUUAUUUAUCAUGAUUACCACCAAAUACUUCUACUAAUGUUAUCAUAAAAUUAGUAUUAUAUGUAUUUUCUGUAUGUGUAUGAAUUUCUCUGGCCUUUUUCUAUGACUAAAA